This is a messenger RNA of Pongo pygmaeus (Bornean orangutan), 481 nucleotides long. RefSeq lists its product as uncharacterized. The transcript is spliced from 4 exons. The record is from RefSeq and is a predicted model, not a curated record. NCBI's taxonomy places the organism in Eukaryota, Metazoa, Chordata, Mammalia, Primates, Hominidae. Bases 1 to 411 code for a protein of 136 amino acids.
AUGGAGAGUUUUAAACUCAGACAGCUGCUAUCCAUUGGCCCUCCUCUGGCCAUCUCCCCAGAUAACAAGAUUGUGAGUGUCGAAGAGGAAAGAAGCCAGGUCCACACGCAGACGCAAGUGAUUACACGCAACACGAUUUCCCUCUGUGGCAUCCAUGAGAGUCAGUGUCGCUGCUGGGCCCUCACCCUGGUAUACCAGGCAGCCAGGAAUAAGGGGUGCCUGCUGCUGUCAGCCUGUGCCAGCAACACAGAGACCCAGGCCUUCAGCCCAAGCCGGGCUCUGUGCCUCCAUCGGAAACAUGAACCAGUUUUCCUUGUAAUGGGCUCCAUAUUUUGGCCCAGCAGCCUUAGAUGUCUGGCCAAUAGGAAAGCUAUGUCCUUCCUGCACAAUUUCAGCCCUAAGAAUCUGUGACUCUCCCUCCCUGGAGGCCUAGAGAACAAGAGGAGGGAGGGCUUGAAAUCAAUAAAUGGAUUGCACACCU